Messenger RNA from Nelumbo nucifera (sacred lotus), 4501 nucleotides. Lineage: Eukaryota; Viridiplantae; Streptophyta; Magnoliopsida; Proteales; Nelumbonaceae. The record is from RefSeq and is a predicted model, not a curated record.
UCCAUCUAUUUUUGAUUCUUUAGUGCGGUGUUAUGAAUUAAUUGUUGGUUUUCCAUGCUUGCAAACAUUUAAAUCACUGGAACUUGGUAUUCUUUAGGGUUUUCUGCAUUGAUAUUUAUGUGUGUUUAUAUUUGGUUGCUAUCUCGUAGAACCCGUUGGCUCUCAUUCGAGUAUUUUGUGUACCUUUUUAUCGCGUCCUUGAAUGCAUUGCUUGACUGUUUUGCUUUUUAACUCUUGUCAUGGAUGGAUUUGUUUCUCUUGGUGGCGUUUUCUGAUUUGGGUUCAUUGUUACGUUGCACAACCACACGCAGCAUUCUUGAAUUUUUACAUUGCUUUUGCAGUUUGUUUCUUCGGGCUUCAGGGUCUUAGGACUUACUUUUUUUUUUUUUCAAUUUUCUUUUGAAAAUUAGCAUUUAUAGCUUCGUAAAGGGUCAGGGUCGGUUAAGGGAGGGUUGAAGUCUUUCAUCUCUCAUCUCAGAGUCUCGGUUGGGUUGAAAGCUGGUCUAGGGUUUAAAGAGGAAGCCAUUGCAGACGCUGUUACAGUAGCCACGAUGCAAGGUCUAAGCUUUGCCAAGUUUCUUUUGUGGUGCCAUUGUUGUACUUCCAACAACUAUCUCUCUGGCUGCGCUGUUAGGGUUGCAAACCUUUCUCUGUUUAGCCAUUGAAGCCAUCUGCUCUCUGUUCCGCCAGUCUCCAACUCUGAAGCCAACAUCCUUAUUGAGUGAUAGGCAAAAUCGCUACCAUCCACUUCUUUGAUCUAUCAUCUCAUCAAUAGAUCUCAUCUCUUUCGUUUUUGUUUGUGCAUUUUCAUUUGUAAGAUGAAAUUUUAUUAAAACAAUGGUGAGGAGCACAUAGACGAAAUCAUGAAGAGAAUGCAGCAUUUCUCAAAGGCUAACCUACGGCUAAAAGAAACAUCACUGCCAGUAUCUCUGUAGUAUCAGCUAUUUAGUACAGUUUGACUUUCUGGGAUAUGUCUCCUUUUGUGUUUUCGUUUGUAAAAUAACAUUUUACUUAUCAUUUCCACAUUUCCUAUUCUCAUGCAGGGUAUUUAAUCAUAUUUUAUCAUAAAACCACCUCUAACCAAAUGAAGAGAAAUUGUUGAAGAUGUUGAUUUGCUGAUCGGAAGGGUUGAAAGGUGCUGGAAGCUGUAUCAGACAUGUUUAUGAUUGGUUUCCAAUGACGUGAGAUGACCAUGACUGAAGCAUGCAACCUGAAGAUAUCUGAGUGGUUUAUCCAACAAUAUGGACCAAGGGUGAACCUCUUUGUGGAUCAUUCUUAGGGAAUGAAUCUUGAGAGCAUUUGAGGCCAUGACUUGGGGGGUAGAAACCAUAUGAGCUGAUUAAGAGACCAAUAAAGUAUUAUGUUUGUAAUUUAUAGCCACUUAAAACAUCUUGGUUUAAAGAACUAAUGGAAGUUAGAGGAGCACCAGCUGUUGCAGCAAGGAACCCAACUCUUACACCUAAGGCUAUUAUACACCAGAAAUAUGGUAGCAAGGCAUGUUAUACUACAGAGGAAGUGCAGGGAUCUUCCCAAAAUGGAUGUCCAGGUCUUGUUAUCCCCCAACAUGGUCCUUGCAUGUUUCGCUGUACCUUGCAGCUUCCAGAGCUCUCUGUUACUUCAGAUAUCUUUACAAGAAAGAAAGAUGCGGAGCAAUCUGCUGCCAAAUUGGCUCUAGAAAAGUUAGGUAUCCAGCCUGCAACAACUAAUCCUACUAUACAGGAAGCAUGGGAUGACAUGGUUGCUCGUAUUUCAUAUCUAUUUUCAAAUGAGUUCCUCUCAUCAACUCACCCACUGAGUGGUCACUUCAGAGCAGCAAUCCAGAGAGUGGGCGACUUAUAUGGUGCCAUUCCUGUUUCUGUCCUUGCUUCCUAUGAUGCAAAGCUUAAUAGCUUAUGCAAAUCCAUCAACCCAAAGGUGGAAUCGGAUCAUUUUUUGGUUCUAUCACUUGUUAUGAGAGCUGCUAGAUUAUCCUGUUCUGUUGUUACAUCUGAGGAAAAGCUUUGGAUUUGGAGGAAAAACUCAUUCUCUCCAGAGACUAUACAGGCUUUAAGUAAUCAACAAUUUAGCUCCAUUGAAGGCAUAAGGAUUAAAGCUAUACGUAUUCCAUGCUCAAUUGAGAAGCUCGUUGAACCAAUCACUCUUAAUGUUUCUUCUGAUGAAUAUUACAUGGAUGUUAUGGCAGGACAACUUGGUGUUACAGAUGCUUCUGAGGUCCUAGUUUCGAGGACUGUUGGCAAGACUUCUUCUGAAAUGAGACUUUAUUAUGCACUGAAGUUACCUCUUCAUUUGAGUUCAUCACUGGAAGAUUCUUUGAAAUUCAAAGAGGCAGUAAAGAGUUCAAUUUUUAAUGCAAGGGCAUAUUGUUUGUCUGGUCAACAUAUUUAUGGGGAUGCAAUCCUAGCAGCCAUUGGAUAUACAUGGAAGUCUUCUGACCUUUUCUAUGAAGAUGUAUCUCUAAAUACCUAUUACAGGAUGCUUGUUGGCAGACUACCAGAUGGAGGUUACAAAUUAUCCAGAGAUGCAAUUAUUGUAGCAGAAUUACCUAUAGCAUACACUACACGUUCAAACUGGAGGGGUUCCUCUCCCAGGGAUCUCCUUUGUACAUUCUGCAGACAGCAUCGGUUAUCAGAACCUGUAUUCUCUAUAAUAAGUAUGGAUAAUUCUUUGGACUCUCCCAAUGGAAUAUCGGAAAAGUUCAAGUCAAAUGUAACAAAUCAAACUGAAGAACAAACAAAUGCAAAUGGAGAAUCAGUUGAUGCUUUUGGAAGAGAAAAAGUGACACUGGCAAGCACUUUCAGAUGUGAAGUAAGAAUACUGUCAAAGAACCAAGAUUUGAUUAUUGAGUAUUUACCAAAAGAUUUUUAUAGAAAGCAAAAUGAUGCCAUUCAAAACUCUGCAUUAAAGGUUCUCUCAUGUUUAAGCAAAUGCUUCAAGCAGUUGUAUAUGUCUGUAGCAAGGCUUUCCUUUGAAGAUAGUCCCAGUGUUUGUGUUCAUCAUGAGAACUUUUUGAAAGAAUUUGAAUUGUGUCCAUCUGUUCAUUCUGUUCAGCGGACAAGUGUUCUUCGAAAAUGCAGUUUACUAACAAUGAACUGCAUGGAUCGUUUAGAUAUAAAGCAGGAACAUUUUAACAUUGAGGGUCCAGAUUCUGGUGUCUUCCCAUCUAAUGGAUCUUUGGCAUGCAUAAGUUAUGUUGUCUAUUUAGUGAGAGAAGGGGAUCAUAUGAAAGAAAUUCUUGAAAGCAGUGAUGAGUUUGAGUUUGAAAUAGGGACUGCAGCUGUUGUUCCCGAGCUUGAAGCAUGUGUAUACCAGAUGUCUGUGAACCAGUCAGCCUGUUUCAGUACAGUUGUACCUCAUCAGGACUUGAUUUUUGCUGCUGCUGGCAAUUCUGUGGAGUGUCUUUCUCUAUUAUCUUUAGAAGGCUGCUUUUUGGAGUACUCUGUAACUUUGUUGCGGGUAAUGGAACCUUUGGAAGACAGAAUUGAGCAGGCCCUAUUCAACCCUCCUCUUUCAAAACAGCGAGUGGAGUACGCUUUACGAUACAUCAAUGAAUCUUGUGCUACUAGUCUGGUUGACUUUGGAUGUGGGUCUGGCAGUCUACUGGAUGCAUUGUUGGAUCAUCCUACCGCUUUGGAAAAAAUUGUUGGAGUUGAUAUUUCAAAGAAGAGUCUCAUACAUGCAGCUAAGGUACUUCAUUCAAAAUUAAGUUCAAAUUCUGAUCCUUCUAAACCAAGCGCAAACAUCAAAUUUGCAACACUGUAUGAUGGCUCCAUCACAGCUUUUGACUCACGGCUGUAUGGAUUUGACAUUGGGACUUGCUUGGAGGUAAUUGAGCAUAUGGAAGAGGAACAAGCAUGCAUAUUUGGGAAUAUCGUGCUUAGCUCUUUCUGCCCACGUAUUCUUAUUGUCUCCACGCCAAACUAUGAGUACAACUCAAUACUCCAGAGGACGACUCUUGCCAACAGAGAGGAUGAUGCAGAUGAGAAAACACAGUCUCUGCCUUGCAGAUUCCGUAACCAUGAUCAUAAGUUUGAAUGGACCCGAGAACAGUUUAAUAGCUGGGCUUUAGACCUUGCCAUGAGACACGGUUAUAGUGUUGAGUUCAGUGGUGUAGGCGGUUCUGCUGACGUGGAACCAGGUUUUGCAUCUCAGAUUGCUGUCUUUAGGAGAGGGCCUCUGCAUCAGGUGGAUGAGUCUUACAGAGGUCGAAACGUGGUUCACCAUUAUGAAGUUAUAUGGGACUGGAUUAGCAAUAAUCUGUGAAUAUCUGCUCUCUGAGAAUUGUCGCAUAAAUUAAUAUUUCUUUCAUAUGGUAGAUUUUGCUUCUCUUACAGAAAAAUUGGUUAGAUAUUCUUUUGCGGUAAUUGAACCAACUUAUCAAUGAGGAUCUUUUUCCUCCAUGUUGCCAGACAGAACUAUGAUUUCUUGUUUGUGUAUGUAUCAUGUAAAUAUAAUGAUAUGAUUUUAUUGGUUCCAAGAAGAUAGUGGAUUAGAAUGUCAUACA